Messenger RNA from Lichtheimia ornata, 2508 nucleotides. RefSeq lists its product as uncharacterized. Lineage: Eukaryota; Fungi; Mucoromycota; Mucoromycetes; Mucorales; Lichtheimiaceae. The record is from RefSeq and is a predicted model, not a curated record. Bases 1 to 2508 code for a protein of 835 amino acids. Gene Ontology annotation, molecular function: GTPase binding. The transcript has 3 exons.
AUGACUUCGGUUAUUUCAGAUAACGAUGCCCAGCAACAUUUGUCGUCAACAACAGACAACAACCAUAAUAAUGAUUCGGUUCGAAAGCGAUAUGAAAGUAUGUCAUUUGAUGAAAUGACGCAACAUAUGGCAGAAAGCUAUCGACAGCUUUCCGAAGUCCUCGGCAAUCGUAUCAGCCUUCCUUCAGCUGCUUCGUCCGAAGGCGGUGCCGAUUCUUCUUACUCCCCGACCUAUGAUGUCCCAAGUGACAAUGACGACGAUGCUGACGACCUGAUGGAUCGCAAUGACUGGGAUGACGACAAGAAACGGUCAAAGAUGAACAAGAUGUUUUCACGUGCUGUUUCGAGUGGUGAUGUGGAUCGUGUGACGCAGUUGCUCAGCAACGACAAGACCAAGGAAUACAUUGAUGUGAAUGCAAAAGACGAGGAUGGUGCUACGCCCUUGAUUUACGCUGCAUGUUUUGGCAAAGUUGAGAUUGCCCAGGCAUUAUUGGAAGCAGGUGCCAAAACUGACAUUCAAGAUUCAUCUGGUUGGUCUGCUCUCAUGUGGGCUACCACAAACAAGCAUGAGAGCCUUGUCAAGGUGUUGAUGGAUCAUGGCGCCUCUGCUCAAACAAGAUCAGCCAAAGGCCGCACCGUAUUUGAUUUCGUCCAAAGCAGCAACAGCAAUGAAAAGAUUGCCGAAAUUCUCGCCACCAAUCCACGUGAUAGUUUAUCAUCCAGCAUGUCUUGUACUUCAUCCAGUGCUGGUGAUUGUGAUUUCUAUUACCAAUCCACCGUUGAAGGUUAUGAUUCAUUCAUGGCUGAAGAAGCUGAAAGACGCCAAAAGCUCUUGGAAACAGCCAUGGCUCUCGUUGGAGGCGACUCUACAUUGAUCGACAAUACGCAUGACGAUGACGACGAGAACGAUGAUUAUGAUAACGCCGCCUUCAACCAUGCUGCUAAUGACGAUGAUCAAGAUGAUGAUGAGCAGGAUGAUGAUUUGACAACCGAAUUCUACUGGGAUAAAUGUAUGCCUGACCAAAUGUUUGUGUUUGGCGGAGAUGACUUGACGCACAUUCUCGACACCAUGAUCACCAACAUUCGAUUGCCCAUGGAAACACAACAAGAAAUAUGUGUACCCGCCAAUGUCGUUUUCCUCAGUGCUCGUUUUGCUCAUUAUUUCUCUAGCUCGGAAUUGCUAGAUGAAGUAUUGGAAGGCGCUCUCUCAAGAAUGAGUAAAAUAGCCAAGGAAAAUGCCCGCAACACGGAUGCUCUUGCCUUUUGGAUGUCGAACCAGGUUCAGCUUUUGUAUUACCUGAAAAAGGACACUGGACUCGUGGUGGCUACGGCUGAAUACCAGCUUCGACUUUCAGAAAUGAUUUCUGAAACUUACACGAUGCUUAUUAUCAACACUGAACGAUCAUUACUCAAGAUGCUUAUUCCCGCCAUGUUGCACUAUGAACAAAUCUCGGGAAUGGAACAUGUGGAUUUUUCAGAUGACUGGCAACGUUUCUUCCGCCGCAACAACAACAACAAUAACAACAACAGCAAUAUGCCAAUGCGACGAAGUGCCAGCUCACCAGGUGCCAACAUUCCCAAUCAACCUCUUUUAUGCAGUGAUGAAGAUUCAGCUAUUUCACCUGAAUGCGUCACCGAUUUACUUGAAUCCAUUUUUACGGCUUUACAAACAUAUGAAGUUCAUCCCACCAUCAUGAUUCAAGUAUUAGCACAAUUGGUGCAUUUCAUGUCUUGCGAAUUGUUCAAUCGCAUCUUGAUCAACAAAAAGAUGCUUUCACGAUCAAAGGCGUUGCAAGUUCGCAUGAAUCUUUCGUAUGUGGAGGACUGGAUCCGCCACAAUCACCUGCCGGCCAGUCUACUAAGCUACCUAAACCCCACGACGCAACUCCUGCAGCUUCUUCAGUGUCUUUCGCAUCUAUCCGAUUUUGAAAGUUUUGUCCAGACCGUUCAAAAAUUCGAUGCCCUCAACGCACUUCAAGUGAAGCGUUGCAUUGUCAACUAUCGCUACGAAGUCAACGAGCCACGUGUUCCCGAUGCCAUCAAGGACUAUGUGCUUCAAAUUGCUGAUGAUGCUGUAAAGUAUAAGCAACAACGCCGUAAUACCAUGUUACGUCGUAGCAAAACAAGCAUGUCGCGAGUGGGAUCAUUUGCUUCAUCUAUGCAACGUUCGAGAUCACGACCUGAAAGCGUAUCAAGCUUUGUGGGAUCCAUUAUUGGACGUGUAUCAUUGCCGCCAACACCCACUACUGAGGAACCACCCACCACUACCAAAGAACCAUCAACAGAUGAACCCCAUGAAGAUGAUCAAGAAGCAGAAGAAGAUGACCAAGAUAUGCACGAAAUGCGAGACACCAAGUUUAUGCUUCCUUUUUCGGUUCCCACCACAGCCCACAUGGUCAGCAUCAAAGGUUGGGUGCCUGAUGGUACAGCACAACAACGACGAUGCGUGACACCUGUCAUUCCAGACAACUGGAUGGAGAAACUAGACAAGGCUAACUAUGCACAGUAG